This is a messenger RNA of Myzus persicae (green peach aphid), 1589 nucleotides long. RefSeq lists its product as uncharacterized. The annotation marks the transcript as partial. Lineage: Eukaryota; Metazoa; Arthropoda; Insecta; Hemiptera; Aphididae. Gene Ontology annotation, molecular function: protein dimerization activity. The record is from RefSeq and is a predicted model, not a curated record. The transcript has 8 exons.
UAUCACAACUGAUCAAAUCUGCUAUUACCAAAGAACUUAAAAAAGCCGUAAUAUAUUCAGUUCAAUUGGAUACUAUACAGGAUAUCACUGUUGUAGACCAAUGUUCAGUUAUCGUUAGGUAUGUAGUUGGUACAAAAAUACAUGAACGCUUAAUAGGAAUGGUUAAAUGCACCUCGAGCAAAGGCAUUGAUUUUGUUAAUUUAUUAUUAAAUACUUUGAAACAAAUGGGUAUUAAUCCAAAAUACUGUGUUGGAAAUUCAUCGGAUGGAGCUGCAAAUAUGCAAGGUGUAAGUUUAUUUGGACUUUUAAAAGGAUGCGCCGUUUUUCUAAAAGAAUCCUAUAGUCGAAUGGAUGUAUGGCGUUCAAAAGGUACAAGACAAAGGAUAUGUACAAUAGGAGAAACGAGAUGGUGGUCAAAAGAUACAGCAUUAACCAAAGUUUUUGGUUACUUUAAUAAUCCCGAUAACUGUUUAUUUGUUGAAUUAAUAACUUCAUUAGAAGAAAUAUGUGAAAAUACACGACUUCUAAGCACGACUAAAGGUUAUGGUGUUAACUUAGUUUCUGCCCACCAAAUGGUAACUCAAACUCUUAAUUAUUUGAAAAAAAUUGAUCGUGAUUUUCCCAGCAUCGAGCAAGCUGCUGAUAAUUUUUUGACAUGGGCAAACAAUAAAUUAGAAACAGUAGAAAACACCUCUAUCCAAAUCCAUGACAGUAUAAGAUCAUUUCGACCAAGAAAAAAAUCGAAGCUAUUUUCUUAUGAAUCAACUGAUAACCCAAUCGAAGAUCCAUUGCAUUCGUAUACAAUUUGUCUCAUGGACAGCUUUGUCAAGAGUAUAAGUGAUCAAUAUAAGGAAGAUAUUGAAUUAAUUUCAGAUGGAGAAGAUAAUGAACAAAAUUAUAUGGAUAAUGAAAGAUGUUCUCAUAAUUCUGAUGAAACAAAGGAAAAGCGCUGCGUUGUUUGUUGUUUUAGCGUAAUAGUUAAUUAUAAUUUAUUUAGUAAUGCUUACCCAGGUCUGUAUUUUGCAUAUAAAUUAUUACUUACGUUUUCAAUCACUCAAGUAGGAUGUGAACGUAGUUUUUCAAAACUUAAGUAUGUUAAAAAUUAUUUAAGAAAUUCAAUGUCACAAGGAAAUUUAGAAAGUUUUAUGUUAAUGUAUGUUGAAAAAGAAAUGUUAACUGAAAUUAACCCUAAUGAUAUAAUUGAUAAGGUGGUUGCACAUAAAAAACAAUGGUCUUAUGAAGUCUCAACCAACGCCUCUAAAGAGAUAUUGCAAAAAAAAUGGAACAAGCCUGCUUUUCUUCCAUUAACAUCUGACAUACAAUUAUUUAGAAACCAUUUAAUUCAUGUACAAAAUGAAUUUCGUGGAAAAAAUCUCGAUGAAAUUAAUAUAAAUGUUGAUGCAUUAGUAUGUGAUGUUGAAGAUCAUACAUCAGAAGAUGAUAAACCACUUGAAAAUUCUAAGAAGUUUGUAAGGGUGCCUUGGACAGAGGCAGAAAAGAAAGUGACAACAGAAUACUUCCAAAAACAUAUUUUACUUAACAAAGUACCAAAAAAAGAAGAGUGCGAAAGAAAAGAAACAAUUUCCUGA